AUGGGAACCAGUCAGAGGUUUCGCUUGCCGAGCUCUCUCAGGCGGGAGAAGUCACAGUCUCAUGCUCCAACCCGGCCGGCAGAUGGAAAGGAAUAUAAAGCCCAACAUAUUCUUGGGCUCACAGAAACCGCUCUCAAUACCGCCAGAAACGAGAGCAUAAGCUCUUCGGCCACCACCAGGCUCCCCAGGCUCUCUUUUUCAGACUCCACGACGGAGUUUGGAUCUUCUACUGCGCCAGCAGAUCAGUCAGACCCCGAUCAAAUCCUGCAUCUAAAGGCAUCAUCUCUGCUGUUACACGAAGAUUACCAUCUGAACAGAGACGGCGCAAGUUCAGUUCGCUCGGCGCGGCUCAAAGCAUCCGCCUCCUCCUCCACACUGAACUCGUACUAUGACGCACAGCGGACACCGCUCUCCAUCUCACAACAGACCUCGGAGUCGUCCAGGCGUGACUUUGCCCUGCGUAAAGGCUUGCCCGUGGUCGUCCAAUCCAUAACUCCCGACCGGGAGUCGCUCCGUCAUCUACGACCUUCUAGGUCGUCGAAGAAGCCAGAAUCGAAGAACCUUCCGAAAGAAGGUCCUCGGUCGCCGGUUUCGCCAACCUGGACGCUGUUCUCCAGCCAGAGGUCAUUGGCAUCGUCUGAACAGCCAGCGGCCUCCAAUUCCGCCCAGCAUAUCCUGGCCAGUCAUGCGGACAAACGCCACAAAGAUGUGCGUUUUCAGCCUUCUCCUCCACGGGCUCCGUCGAAGAACAAGAGGAUGGAACCGUUGAGUGGUUCUGUGGCAGCUCGAUCUGAAGUGUCUCAUGUUAAAGUCAACAUCAGGCGACCCAAAGUCGGCGCAAAGCAUUGGUUCGACGGACUGGAGGGCGAAAGUAGCGAAGAUGAGAGCAUACAUGAGCCGGAAUUACAGCCAGGUUUUGUCGCUGGGAUGGAGAUGGCCUUCGGGGACGACAGCAUCGGGCCAGUACCGAAGGAAUCUCGCGGGACGGCUACGUUCAUAUCCGAGAGCUCGAGUCAGGAUGCAGGUUCUAUGCCCUCCAAGGCAUCGGACCAUGCUUCUCGUCAUGCUCUUCCUGUUUCAACAUCUCCUCCCCGGAUCUCGACGCUUAAUGCGAAGUCAUCCAAGUCGACGCUCCGUGGCGGUCCGUCGAACAAGACUUCUUCACUGCCAUCAAAGCCAAGGGGAAGUCCGCUGGCUUUUACUGAUCUCCACCAGACCAGUGUUCUUGACCUAUCCUCCUCGGAGGACGAUGAAACUCAGCCUGCGGUGACGGACGCUACAGAUCAAGCCCUGCCUCGUUUACGCGAUAGUAUAGCAGUGGAGUCACUCGUUGAAUCGGAAAUCGAGAUAGGGACGGCCCAAGCUGUCGACACCAAACAGAAUUCUUCUCUGCAAGCGACGCCCAGUUUACGGCGAGUGUACGGCAACCCAGCCAGGCGCAAUACGAGGCUAGCAAUGCAUCGAGGCAACAAUGCUAGUACACAGCCAUCAACCUAUCUUAGUGGUCAACCGUCGGCUCCAGCGCCGGAGGAGAACGAUCUGCUCACCUCGUUUCCACCAACUCCUACUGACUCAUAUGCUUCACGCCGUGCCUCUCUGCAAGGCUCCUGCCGGUCCGACAAUGCCAGUAUAGAGAGCUGCAGACUUGUGAGCGUGACUCGGCAGGAGGAGUCGCUCCUGGCCGCAAUGAGGUUAAGGAAGAUGGCUUCCAACCAGUCGAACGGCAGCUCAGCCAGUCGCCGAAUCCAAGCAGUAAGGGUCCCAGGUCGAAGACUCGCAGAACAACCACACGAUGCGGCAGGCAGCCCUGUCGGAGAGUUCUCAUAUCGUCCUCAGGCACGAAAGCGCGACAUUGCCCCGUCCAUUUCCUCUGCAAAUUUUGAUAAGGUCUCCUAUACAGCUCUCCAGACCGGCGCGUCAAAUGACGCGAGCGUACGCUUUUCUCUUGCAAGCUUCAAAACGGAGACAUCUCUGGAUCACGAGACUGAAAUGUCCUUGUCGCUGGGCAUGGCUUCUCCUGUGUUGGUCGCGCCAUCCCACAGCGCCAAUCGCAUGAGUCGUGUAACCUUUUUUUCCACAUCGACCAAUGACUCCAGAGAUGAGUCAUGUAGUCGACGAAGGAGCGGGUAUCUCUCAACCCUGGAGGAGCUUCAAACCGUGCCCAAGAGAGAUGAGAUCUCGUCGCAGGAUUUUAUCGAUUCCCCAUAUCGCGGAUGGGAGGCAGAAUAUGCAUUACCAGCACCAUCUCAACCAAGGGCAGUGACAGCGGCGGCACAUUAA
Molecule: messenger RNA, 2280 nt
Organism: Capronia coronata CBS 617.96
Lineage: Eukaryota; Fungi; Ascomycota; Eurotiomycetes; Chaetothyriales; Herpotrichiellaceae
Exons: 1
Coding region: 1-2280 (759 amino acids)
Source: RefSeq, a predicted model, not a curated record